Messenger RNA from Talaromyces rugulosus, 2460 nucleotides. RefSeq lists its product as uncharacterized. Gene Ontology annotation, molecular function: phosphatidylcholine lysophospholipase A1 activity. Bases 1 to 2460 code for a protein of 819 amino acids. Lineage: Eukaryota; Fungi; Ascomycota; Eurotiomycetes; Eurotiales; Trichocomaceae. The record is from RefSeq and is a predicted model, not a curated record. The transcript has 14 exons.
AUGUGGCGGUCAUUACGUUGUUAUAUCUGGCUGGCUGUCUUCAUAGCAGCGUCUCAGGUCGUCGCAGAUGUGCUUCAAUUCAAAAAUACAACGCCCGGCCAAACAGUGAAAUCAGGCACAGAAUUACGAAUCCUCUGUGUGGGGGACUCGAUUACUGUAGGAUUUCGAAGCGAUAAAGACGGAGGUGACGGCAACGGGUACCGGCUCCAACUUCGUGAUGAUUUGUAUAAGGAUAAUUUAACUUAUGCAGGGAAUGUAACAUCCGAUGGUACGAUGCUUGGCGGAUACUUUGCUGCGUGGUCUGGAAAAACCAUUCAAUAUAUGGCCAAUCAUAUCGAUGCUUCCUUGGCACAACGCCCCAAUAUUGUACUUAUCCACGCUGGUACUAAUGAUAUGGCCCCAAAGACAACCACUGCAACUGAAGGCAAUGAUCCAACUGCUGCUUCAGAGCGCCUGGGGAACUUGAUUGAUAAAGUAAUCGAAGCUUGCCCAGAUGCUACAGUUCUUGUUGCCAUGAUCAUAAACUCCUGUGAUAAGAGCCAUUAUCCCCGGACGACAACAUUCCAAAACUUGAUUCCAGGUGUUGUGAAGCAGCGUAGUGACAAUGGCUCGCACGUACUCGCUGUCAAUUUCACCUCUUUCCCAACCAGCAGUCUACACGGCGACUGCAUCCAUCCAACCAAUGUUGGAUAUCAACUUUUUGGUGAUUAUUGGUAUGAUUUUAUUACACAGAUUCCGAAGGAUUGGAUCAAUACGCCGGUUGGGGUUGACCCAAAUCGAGUAGAUGGGCUAUAUGCCAAUGGUGGACCAGAUCCUAGUAUCCCAGCUCCUCAGAUUGGAAAAAGCCCUGUUCAGAUAACGUCAAGUGAGAAUAUCACUUCGGCAGCAGCAACUGCGCUCAAUAAAGGACAUACUGGCUGUACAUCUCGUAAUGUCUUUACUGGUACUGGAGAAAUUUUCCAAGGAGGUGUUGGAUAUACUGGUGAUUGGAAAUAUCAUCAAGGCUGGACUGCACCUAGACAGGUUGCUAGUGGGUAUGGGUUAGAUCGUCAUUAUGUUAGGCUGCACGACAUGGAUGGAGAUGGAAAGGCCGAUUACCUGUGGCUGGAUCCAAUGACCGGAGCGAUAACCUGCUCCUUGAACCUAGGUGGUUCCUCAUGGAAGCGAGCUGGGAAUAACAACGGCCUGAUUGCAACAGGAGAAGGAAAAGGAAAUACUGUUUUUCUUGCCGAUAUUAAUGGUGAUGGGCUUACAGACUAUCUGAUUGCCCACCCAGAGAACGGAUCUGUUUCGGUCUGGUGGAACGGUGGAGCGAGCAGCACCCAGCCAAAUGGAUGGAAAUGGGUUCAUGGAGGGCAAAUUACUGCUGGUGUUUCUCAUGCAAACUUGGCAACCCUAAAAUUCCCGGACAUUAAUGGUGAUGGAAGAGCGGACUAUGUCUAUAUUGGAGAGGAAGGUGAUCUAAAGCACUUUUUGAAUAUUGGAACAAGAGGAGGAAGUGAUGUACAGUUUGCUGAGCAAGGGGGAAUAUUUAAGGGCGCUACAUCUGCGAUAUUGAACAUUGUGUUUGCUGAUAUCAACGGAGACGGCCGCGAUGACUAUCUGGUAUGGGAUAAGAACGGCGGCCUUACUGGCUUCCUGAACCAACCCACACAAAAUGAAGGCGUGCCUCAGUUCAUCGAACAGGGAACUCUUGCCAGCGGAAAUUCACAAAACCCGACUUUCCUUAGACUUGCCGAUUUAGACGGUGAUGGAAAGGAUGAUUACGUCUAUGUCGAUGAACAUGGUGGCCUUUUGGUGUCAUAUAACCGCGGAACAGGAGACACGACUACACUCUUGGAUGGUCUUCACUUUGCUGAUAUUGACGGUGACGGGUUCGGCGAUGUAAAUGGCGACGGACUAGACGACUAUCUUGUUCUCAACCCAGUAACAGGAGCGUUGACCGCGUUUAUCAACCUCGGAUCCAACAGCGACAUCCGAUGGAGUUCCACCGGUGUGAUUGCAAAUGGCCGAGGCCCCGGGGCAAAUGUCCGAAUUGCUGAUAUUGACGGUGAUGGGAUCGACGAUUACAUUUAUGUCUACCCUAAUGGGAGCACGAAUACCUUCCGGAAUCUCCAUACACGUGGGAAGGAGGGCUUCAGUUGGAAGAACAUCCCACAAGCCAAUGCAAAUGCCAAGGUUGGACGUCUGCCGGAAGAAAUUUCAUUCAGCGAUAUCAACAAUGAUGGAAAAGCAGACUACAUCUGGACAAGUUCAGUCAACGGCUCAGUUCACGUGUAUCUCAACAACUACCCAAAUCAACCGAUGUGGCUGGAUCAUGGAGUAGUGACUCCAGGAGUCGACGUUUCUGGGUCGUCUAUACGGUAUGCCACGCUGCUGAAGUCAGGUUAUUCGGAUUAUGUUAUUGUCAAUCCGCAGAAUGGGACUUUUGCGGCGCAGCUUAAUAGUUGUAGCACCUAG